Molecule: messenger RNA, 876 nt
Organism: Pipistrellus nathusii (Nathusius's pipistrelle)
Lineage: Eukaryota; Metazoa; Chordata; Mammalia; Chiroptera; Vespertilionidae
Source: the annotation of a GenBank genome assembly
AUGGCUUUUAUGAAAAAACUCCUACCCAUUCUGUGGGUCUUCUUGGCCUACUACUACUAUUCAGCAAAUGAGGAAUUCAAACCAGAGAUGCUCCAAGGAAAGAAAGUGAUUGUCACAGGGGCCAGCAAGGGGAUUGGAAAGGAGAUGGCCUAUCAUCUGGCGAAGAUGGGAGCCCAUGUGAUGGUGACAGCGAGAUCAGAAGAAGCUCUAAAGAAGAUAGUAGCCGAGUGUUUGGAGUAUGGAGCAGCCUCGGCACACUACAUUGCUGGCACCAUGGAGGACAUGACCUUCGCAGAGCGCUUUGUUGCCAGAGCUGGAAAGAUCUUGGGAGGACUAGACAUGCUCAUUCUCAAUCACAUCACCAGCGCUACUAUGGAACCAUUUGUUGGUGAUAUCCCCUUAGUGCGCAAAAGUAUGGAGGUCAACUACAUCAGUUAUGUGGUCCUGAGUAUGGCUGCCCUUCCCAUGCUGAAGCAGAGCAACGGAAGCAUUGUCAUUGUCUCCUCCAUGGCUGGGAAAAUGGCUAGUCCACUGGUUGCUCCCUAUUCUGCAAGCAAGUUUGCUCUCGAUGGGUUUUUCUCCUCCAUCAGGCAGGAAUAUUCAGUGACCAAGGUCAAUGUGUCAAUCACUCUCUGUAUCCUCGGCCUCAUAAACACAGACUCAGCUAUGAAGGCAGUGGAUGGGAUACUCAGCACAGAGGCAUCUCCAAAGGAAGACUGUGCCCUGGAGAUCAUCAAAGGGGGAGCUCUGCGCCAAGAGGAAGUGUAUUAUGGCAAAUUAGGAUGGAGCAACCUCCUGCUGAGAAAUCCAGGGAGGAUCUUCCUGGAAUUUCUCAGCCUAAGAAGUUAUAAUAUGGAAAGAUUUAUAAACAACUAG